UGUCCUGGAUAUCUCUGAGAUUGGAGGGAGGUGGUAGCAGCACUGCAGGGUUGGGACAGGACAUUUCCAUUUUGAGGAGGAGAUUAAGCUGCUCAUUUCCUGUGAAUUUGAUUGAGGCCCUGUCCCGAGCCAAAGCGGCAUCGAGGCCGGCUUCCAGCAGCAGCAGCAGCAGCUAGGGCGUCCACAGCAGGACAGGGGACCGGGCUGACUGGCGGGUGGUCCAGGAUGCCAAGGCUGAGUCACAGUGAGUACGUUCUCCAGCAGCUGAACAACCAGAGGGAGUGGGGAUUCCUGUGUGACUGCUGCAUCAUCAUUAAUGACAUCUACUUCCGAGCUCACCGCGCCGUGCUGACCGCCUGCAGCUCCUACUUCCGAAUGAUGUUCAUCAGCCAGCAGCUGACGGGGAACCUGAGCCUCAGCAACGUCAACAUCAGCGCCGAGUGCUUCGACCUCAUCCUGCAGAUCAUGUACCUGGGGAGGCUGGUCGGGGUCCCCUCGGACUUUGAGGAGCUGCGAUCCGCCAUGACCUUCCUGCAGCUCUACUACGUGCCCAAGAGUCUGGACGAACUGCAGCAGAGCGACGGCAAGGCCGCCCCGUCCCCCCCAGCGGCUGUGGCCCAGCCGAAAGGCGCCAUGAUGUUCGGGGUACGGAUGUACGAGGAGCGGCCGGGGGAGCUGGUCAAGAGGAGGCGGCGGGAACCGAGCCCCGAGGUUAACGGCCUCAGCGCUGCCCCCGCAGUUGCGCCACCGCCGCCUUCCCCCGCCGCCACCGCCACCGCCACCGCCGCCACCGCCGCCGCCACCACCACCAUGGAGGCCCCGGCACGGAAGCAGGGUCGCCCGGGCCUAAAGGGCAGGCUUCACCCCCGCUUCGGCAAGUGCUACACGUGCGACUGCUGCGGCUUCGUCUUCAGCUGCGAGAAGCUGCUCAAUGAGCAUGCGCUGACCUGCAACAGCCGGCGCGCGCCUGCGCCCCCUGAGGGGCCGGAGCGCGAGGGCGAACCCGUUAAGGCGGGACCCAGCGGGCGGCCCGGCUCCGCGGAGCCGCCAUUGGCGCCGCCUGAGGAGAACGGCACGGGGGGCGGCCGCCCGGCGGUGAAGACGGAGCCCGACGACACGGCGGCCGUGGAUCUGCACGACAUCACCGUGGUGCAGGUGGCGGACGACGGCGAGCUCGCCUCGGACGACGACGUCGAGGAGAAGGCGCUGGCCUUCGAGGGGGCCGGCGGACUCCGCGGCGGCGGCGGGGGGCACCGGCCGUCGGAGGGUCACCCCAACUGGGCCGCGGAAGAGGACGAGGAGGAGGAGGACGAUGAUGAGGAGGAAGAGGAGGAGGAAGGGCGCACCUUGAAGCUGGAGCCGCAAGAGGGACGAGGCAGCCCGCUGGGGCCGGCCUGUGAGCUCUGCGGCGUGGCACUGCCGGAGAGUGAGCGCGCCGGCCAUUAUGUGGCCCACCACGUGGACAGCGUGUGCGCAUGCGGCAAGUGUGGCCGCCUCCUGGUGAAGGGUGGCCGCUUGCAGGAGCACGCUGAGCGCUGCCUGGGCGGCCACGACGCCCUGUACCCCUGGCAGGCCAGCAGCGGGCAGCCCGUACCCCCAUCAACCCCGGCACCCCCGGGCGACUCGCCGCCAGGCCCUCAGCUGGCCAGGUUCACCUGCCAGGUGUGCGGGGGCAGCUUCAAACAGCGAUACCAGCUACAGGAGCACAUGUACCGGCACGUCGGCCGCCACUUCCAGUGCUCGCAGUGCGCCCGGGCCUUCGACCAGGAGAAGCUGUGGGUGGAGCACAUUUCCCGCUGCAUGUUUGGCCAGGCGCCCCGCGAAACCCCGUCCGAGAGGGUGGACCGGCGGAAGCACGUGUGUAACCUCUGCGGCAAGGCCUUUUACCAGCGGUGCCACCUGCGAGAGCACUUCACCACCCACACCAAGGAGAAGGAGUUUGCCUGCCAGAUCUGCGGCAAGGAGUUCCUGCGGGAACGCCUGCUCCGACUGCAUUUGGACAUGCACCGGGGAGAUGCCCGUUAUGUCUGCCCCAGGUGUGGCCAGGGCAGCUACCGCAAGCAUGACCACCUGCGCCACAUGGUGUCUCAUCUGGUGGGCCGAGAGGUCAUCUGUGAGGUCUGCUUCCAGGUGUUUGAGGAUGGGGAGCUGCUGGAACGUCACACUGACGUCCACCUUCACACCUGCACCUUGUGUGGGGACAAGUUCAAACUGAAGAAGGAGCUCACUAUGCACCAUCUAACCAGCCACACCAAGAAGCUGUGAGUGACUACCCCUACCCUCCUAAAGUAUUCCACUGGACCUGCCGUAAACCUGCCUGGAGUUUGCUUUCAGUGGGAUGAUCCAUCCCACCUCCUCACCUUUUUGGCUUCUCUGGUGUUGUCCUCCCUGGCAUUAUUCACCAGAGAACUGAUCCCAGCAAGGCCCAACGUUCAUCGCACCCCUUGCCAGAAUGUCACGACUGGUAAUAGUAAUCCCAAAUCACGUCCCUACAAGAAACCAUCACGCAGAGGAUGUUGGAGAAACUCAGCAGGUCUGGCAGCAAAGAGAGAAACAAAGUUAAUGUUUCAAAGUCUGGUAUCAUACUUCAGAAAUGUCCUUUGCUCCGACUGUCAGCAUUAUGAACUCAAAAUGAGAUCAUAUGUCUCAGGACUGGGAUCCCGUGGGAUGGUUGGACAUAGUAUCGCUGACACACAGAGGAGGAACUGACACUGUUGACUUUAAUUCCAUAAUAUAAAGCUCAGAUUUAUCAAGUAUAUCUCAUUGAUUAUUAUGUGAUAUUUGGGAACCAAGACCUGGAUGGUGCUUUCUCCAUUGUAAUGGCAAUUGACAAUUUGCACAUGGCUGUAGGAAUGCAAUGUAUUUUUAAAAUGUCCGCUUUUCCCAUCUCAGAAUGAUGGUCUAAUUUCAUUACUCUGUUUAAGAACACUUGUUCACAAUCAGGAAUAGGUUUUUGUUGUGCAAAAGCACUGGGACUAACAACUGACCGAGGCACACCUUUACCUAAUAUUAAAAUAGAAUGCUGGAGGAAUUCAGCAGGUCUGGCAGCAUCUGUGAAGAGAGAAACAGUAAACAUUUUGAGUCAGGUAUGACUCCUUUAAGGUCCUUUUAAGGAAAAAUCAUACUUGACUCAACAUUAGCUCCACAUUGUUCUCUCCGCAGAUGCUGCUGAUCUGCUGAGUUUCUCCAGCACUCCCUGUGGUUGUUUCAGAUCUCUAGCAUCCACAGCACUUUGCUUUUACAUCUGGACCUGUAUCUAAACAUCAACUGGAGAAGGCAGAAUUGUUCUCUUUUGAAGUAGAGAUGGUUAAGGCAAGAUUUGAAUUCUGUGUUCCAAAUUGCCCCUUACGUUUCUGACAGGUUAACUAAGAACUACUUCCAGAAGCAUACACAGAUUGACUGUAAUUAAAGAAAAAAGCAGACAGGGAACUAGAUCUCUAAAACAUGGAAAACAGUCCUUCGGCCCAUUGAGUAUGCUCAUGUCAAAAUGGUUAACUGUCUAAUCCUGUUUUCCAGCACGUGGCCCAUUGCGUUGUAUACCUUGACAUCACGAGUGCACAUUUAAAUACUAUGUCAAAGUUAUGAGAGUUUUUCCAUCUACCAGCCUUACUGGCAGUGAAUUCCAGAUUCCCAUCACCCUCUGGGUGAAAAAGCAUUGCCUCUCUUUCCCUCUAAAUCUUCUAUUCCUUACCUUAAAUGUCUGUAUCCACUUGUUAAUCUUCCCAUCAAAGGGAAACAUCUCAACCAUGUGCCCCUCAGUCUCCUCUGCUCCCAAUCUGUCUUUCAUAAGUGAAACUUUCCAGCCGAGGCAAUAUCCUGGUAAAUAUCCUCUGUCCCCUCUCCGGUGCUGACGUAUCCCUCCUUUAAGGUAGACUCCAGAACUGCACACAAUACUCUAGCUGUGGCCUAACCAAAGUUUUAUGCAGUUCCGGCGUAACUUUCCUGCUGUUCAACUCUAUGCCUUGACUAAAAAAGGCAAAGAAUCCCCAUAUGCCAUCUUAACCACUUUAUCGACCUGUCCUUCCACCAUAAGGGGCAGGUGUUCAUGUAAACCAAGGUCCCUCUGAUCCUCGGUGCUACACGGGGUUAUACUUUUCAUUAUGUAUUCUCUUGCCUUAUUUAUCCUGCAGGAUUGAGCAGUGGCUGGUGCUGAGGAGUAAUCUGACUCUAAUGUCUGCUGUCCUGGAGAUUCUCGUCUGCAGAAUCUCCCCUGCCCCUAAUCCUCACAGUGGGUCAGACCUGUCCUUUGAUAAUGAGAGGGGCCAUGGGAUCAAAGCACUCGAUCCAUGAGUACAGCAGCAGCUGCUUCCCAGGCAGUACUUUAACCAGUUCUCUGUGCCCCCCCUCCCUCUUCAUAAGCCAUCUCUGCCUCUCUCUUGAUCUCUUGGAUGCUGUGUGCUGCCCCCUUCAUUGCUAAUUUUGGACAAUCAAACAGCAAUAUUGCUAAUUUAAGGAGUCAGAAUGUUUGCAGAUUGUAACCAGCUGAUUUCACUGGGUCUUGCCUUACAAUAGUAGUACACAAAGUCACCUGUGAAUUGAUGUUCUGUUUAGAGACUGGUGGAGUUUUUUAAAUUCCAUUUUUAAUAAAAUGUUCAGUAUGUAUGCAGCAACACUAA
Molecule: messenger RNA, 4616 nt
Organism: Chiloscyllium plagiosum (whitespotted bambooshark)
Lineage: Eukaryota; Metazoa; Chordata; Chondrichthyes; Orectolobiformes; Hemiscylliidae
Gene: zbtb1
Product: zinc finger and BTB domain containing 1
Biological process (GO): regulation of gene expression
Cellular component (GO): nucleus
Molecular function (GO): protein binding
Source: RefSeq, a predicted model, not a curated record